GUGAGGGACACGCGCACUUUGUGUUCAUCCGCGUCCCGCAUCUCCUCCAUGCGUGAUGAAGUCCGACAAAUACGCACAAAAAACUUCCCAUCGGCGGAUUUAAAGGGUUUGUGUUCAUGGACUGUCUGUCACACCGAGGAGCUUGACGAGGACGUCUCUUCUUUCAAGAAGAAGAGUGGGAUUUUUCUCUUUUGACAGUCCCCCCCCCUUGUUUGUCCGCUUCCUCGUUUGAGUAUAACAUAGUGUGAUAAUUAAUACACACACACACACAGCAUGCUCAGCUCUACAACACCCUCGCUGAAAUGGAUAACCACGUUAUUUCACUUUCGACUGUGGCUGCAGCUGACGGCGUGGGAAACGACAGGAGCCAUUCACCCAGACUGUGCCGUGGUUGUGCAGCACAUGAAGGCUCAAGAGGCGUGCAUCCAGAUGCUCAGACAGGAGGCCCACAACCGCUCCAUCAUGACAGGAUGUCAGACAGAAUGGGAUGAGAUUCGCUGUUGGCACCAUGCUGAGGUGGGAGAGGUGGUCAGCGUCUCCUGCGCUAACGUCUCCCAGUUCUUUGUCAACAACCAAGUUUACAUCCACAGAAGCUGUACUGAGGAUGGCUGGUCUGAGCUUUACCCACCAUACGAGGAGGCCUGCGAGUUCGCCGAGGACACAGAGACAGACUCGGAGACGACAUACUUUUCAAACUUUAAACAGGUGUAUACCGCUGGUUAUGCCACCUCCCUCAUUUCUCUCAUAUCCGCCAUUUUUGUCUUCACUGUGUUCAGAAAAUUUCAUUGCACCAGGAACUACAUCCACAUCAACCUGUUCUCUUCCUUUAUACUGAGAGCCAGCGCUGUCUUCAUAAAAGAUGGGGUACUCUUCUCUGAUGAGAACAGGGACCACUGCUUCAUGUCCACUACGUCCUGUAAAUCAGCAGUGGUGUUCUUCCAGUUUAGCAUCCUGGCUAAUUACUUCUGGCUUCUGGUGGAGGGCAUGUACCUGCAGACCCUGCUGGCCCUGACCUUCGUGUCCCAGAAGAAAUACUUUUGGUGGUACAUCCUCAUUGGCUGGGGUCUUCCAACUACAAUCAUUACAGCAUGGAUCCUAACUCGAAAUUUCUACGACAACCGAGGCUGCUGGGAUGACACAGAUGUGGCCUUCAUUUGGUGGAUCAUUAAAGGACCUAUAACUGUAUCUCUGCUGGUGAAUUUCAUCAUCUUCAUCAAUGUGAUUCGCAUUCUGGUUCAGAAGCUGAAGUCUCCAGGUGUUGGUGGCAGUGACGCCAGUCACUUCAUGAGACUAGCAAAGUCCACUCUGUUCCUUAUCCCUCUAUUUGGGAUGCACUACAUGGUGUUUGCCUUCCUGCCAGAAAACACAGGAGCCGAGGCACGCCUCUUCAUUGAGCUCGGUCUGGGCUCCUUUCAGGGUUUUGUUGUGGCCCUGCUAUACUGUUUCCUGAAUGGAGAGGUGCAAACAGAGUUGAAGAAGAGGUUUGGGAAGUGGCAGACCCAGAGUUACCUGACUUACAGUAACAGACGGCGCACCCUUUUCACAGAGAGCAGCACCGUCACUCAAAUAUCUGUCUUGGACAAGUCCAGCCCCAAAGAGCAGCCUGGCUUGGAAACCCACCCACUCACACACAUGGUUACACCCAGCGCUCUCCCAUCAGUCUGAACUACAGCCAACAGCCGACACCACCUCAAUUGUCUUAUUCUUGUCCUCUUUUUCAUCACUACGAUUCUGCUUGCUAUUUUCCUAAGCUGCUGUGCGAGCAACCAAAGCAUAAAUCCUGAGUGUUUAAUAUUUGAAAAUCUUCCACCAUGACUGGUAUUUUUACACAGUCCUGCAAGGAGAGUCAGUGUUAAGUUAACGCUUUGUCAUCUUUUCCAUUAAAACCCUCAGCUGUUGAGAACAUUGGGUGAAGGUUGUUGCAAAAAUGUGAAAGUGCUGUCUCGAUAGCAGACAGCAAGGAAUGUCCCGUAUUCUUUGUUUGAACCACUGAGGAUAUUUUUUCCGCUUUAACCUCAUGGAUUGCAUUUACAGUAACCGCAUCCAGUGUCAUUCAUGCAAGAAUUGUGAUUUUCUUUGCUGCUCCAUCACUGUUGUUAUCGUUGAUUCAGUGCCAGCCGGUCCCAUGAAUGUCGGUUAUCCCACGAAAGCCACGUUACAGAGGGCAGUUGGUGUUUCUAAGUUAUAAGAAUGAUGCUCAUAGCUUAACGUGCCCUAACUCGCUCUUAUUAGUGACUUGGUAUGCAAUGUGUUGCACAGUGCGUUAGCGCACAUCUGGAGCACUACACUGUAAAAGCUAUUUAUUACCCAAACGGUUGUCUUAAUGUUUUUGUGUGUUACUGUAAAUAGACAUGGAAAAAAAACGUGCAUUUUAUCAGUGUUGCAGCGCUGAUGUAUAGUCCAUACACAGCUAUCAGAUUCAUUAUCGUUUUGUUCACGGCAGAAUAUUGUGUGAGAAUAUGUCAAAUGGGAGCCAACAGUCUGCACCAAACAAGGCAGAACAUUAGUGGUGAUUUAUAUUUAACCAAUAUUUUUUGUGUCAUAAAUAUAUUGAGUAAAUAUUGUUGUAGUGAAAUUUAAUUAAUGAUCAUAACGAUUCAUAACCUGUUCAGUUGAGCUGCUUAAGUCAUUAUAAUUGAUAAAUGAGGACUUGAGUGUUGUUUGAGUCUGUAUUUUGAACUCAUCUUAACAGAAACACUGUUUUGUACUGUGCACAAUAUGUGUGUACAGUGAUUUUGUUAUCA
This is a messenger RNA of Lampris incognitus (smalleye Pacific opah), 2744 nucleotides long. RefSeq names its product pituitary adenylate cyclase-activating polypeptide type I receptor-like. Gene Ontology annotation, molecular function: peptide hormone binding; G protein-coupled peptide receptor activity; vasoactive intestinal polypeptide receptor activity. Bases 274 to 1665 code for a protein of 463 amino acids. The record is from RefSeq and is a predicted model, not a curated record. NCBI's taxonomy places the organism in Eukaryota, Metazoa, Chordata, Actinopteri, Lampriformes, Lampridae. Gene Ontology annotation, biological process: cell surface receptor signaling pathway; adenylate cyclase-modulating G protein-coupled receptor signaling pathway. The transcript is spliced from 13 exons. Gene Ontology annotation, cellular component: plasma membrane.